Homalodisca vitripennis (glassy-winged sharpshooter) is the source of this 946-nucleotide messenger RNA. RefSeq names its product Werner Syndrome-like exonuclease. NCBI's taxonomy places the organism in Eukaryota, Metazoa, Arthropoda, Insecta, Hemiptera, Cicadellidae. The record is from RefSeq and is a predicted model, not a curated record. Gene Ontology annotation, biological process: nucleobase-containing compound metabolic process. The coding region runs from base 81 to 800 and encodes 239 amino acids. Gene Ontology annotation, molecular function: nucleic acid binding; 3'-5' exonuclease activity. The transcript has a single exon.
UCUGAUAAAGCCAUCACUGAAUUGUUUAAAGUUUUGCUGGAUUUAAAAGCUUUUAAAAUCUGUUAUAACGUAUUUCGGAGAUGGAGGAGAGAAAGUUGCCCAAAUGGAUGGAAAAAAGGGCAGCCGCGAGGAAGAAAAUAAAUGAAACCCUUCACAUAGCCGAAACAGAAAUUGAGAAGCCUUUAUUGUCUUUUGACGGGAAGUUGAAAUAUUUUGAUACAGUGGGUGAAUGGGGUUUUGUUUGUGAAGCUAUUUUGAAACAGCUGGAGACACUUGAAGAACUGGUCAUCGGAUUUGACUUGGAAUGGCCUGUGAGGUAUAAACUCGGACAAAGGCAAUGCAGGACGGCCUUGAUUCAGUUAUGUGUCAGCAAAGAAAUUUGUUACUUGUUGCAAGUUUAUGAAUGGCAGAAGCUUCCAAAAGUGUUCGUAAAUAUUAUCAGACAUCCCAAAGUAAAACUUGUUGGUGUCAAUAUCAGAUGUGAUGUAUGGAAACUGGGGCGGGACUUUGGCAUUUCCGUGGCCUCCAUCAUGGAAAACAAUGCAGUGGAACUGAAUUAUCUGGCUAACAGACUAUUUUCUAUAAAUGAAUGUUGGAGCUUAGAAAGAUUAGUUUUAUUUGUACUAAAAAUGCGGCUUGCUAAACCAGAAGGUAUUAGAUUGAGCAAUUGGGUUCAAAACCCUUUGACAAAAUAUCAGCUUGAAUAUGCUGCAAAUGAUGCGUAUGCUUCUUUGAUUCUCUACAAUAAAUUGAAAGAACUAGAAGUCAAAUUUAACUUGAAAGAUGAGCAUUUGAAAUAAAGACCUGGCCCAAGUUGAGUGCAAGGAUCAAUUGAAGAUUUUUUCUUUGGUAGCCAUUAAUGAGUAAACUACAUCGAAGUAUUGGAUUCUAACGGGAAACUUCUUUUGGUUUUAGAAGCAGCUUACCUUUAUUUUAUUCUUCCAGA